Molecule: messenger RNA, 927 nt
Organism: Glycine soja
Lineage: Eukaryota; Viridiplantae; Streptophyta; Magnoliopsida; Fabales; Fabaceae
Exons: 2
Coding region: 78-611 (177 amino acids)
Molecular function (GO): electron transfer activity
Source: RefSeq, a predicted model, not a curated record
UUUACUGAUUUAAUUUCCUUUGUUUUAUCAAACCUUGUUUGUUUGCACUCAUUGCUAAAACAAGAACGAUCGAACAUAUGGCAACCAAGUUUGCUCAUGCACUCACUUUAUUUGUUCUAGUGGCCUCAAUGCUUUCAAUGAGCAUGGCCAAUAAGGAUUGGUCCUUUGGUUCUAAUUCUAACUACUCUGAUUGGUGGUCCAGAUUCCGCAACCGUCACCAAAACAAGACAGAACAAGAACCCAGAAAGAUCAUUGUGGGUGGGUCUGAGGGUUGGCACUUCGGUUUUAACUACACAGAUUGGGCUUUCAAGAAUGGCCCAUUUUACCUUAACGAUACACUAGUGUUCAAGUAUGAUGCUCCAAACGCUACCAGUUUCCCACACAGCGUGUACAUAUUUCCAAACUUGUGGAGUUUUUUGAAUUGUGAUGUGAAGAGUGCUAAGAUGCUGGCAAAUCCCACACAAGGUGGAGGAGAGGGCUUUCAUUUCGUGUUAAAUAGGUGGCAGCCUUAUUUCUUUGCCUGCGGUGAGAGAAAUGGUUUCCAUUGCAACAGUGGACAGAUGAAAUUUGCUGUGAUGCCAAUAAUUCGUCCCUUCUGGCCAUGGCCAUGAGAAAAUUAUUAAUUAAUGCAUACAAAAACAAGCUAGCUAGUGCUUGAUUUAUUAUACUUUUUCCCCCAUUAUAUAUACACCCCAGCAAAUAAAGCAAGUUGUAUUGUUAAUUUGUUCUAUUUAUACUUUUUCAAGAUACUAACUAAUGUGAUGCAUUUUGAAAUAAUGAUGUUAUAGGGAUAUAUAGGAUGAAUAAAUGUUGAAGCUAGCUUCUUUUUAAUGUUUCUGCAGUGUUAACAGAUGUAACUUUCUACAUAGUAUACAUUGAGAGGCUUUGUAGUUGUGCAGUUGUGCACUUUUAAAUUAAUUGAUGGUU